CGGAAUCUAUCUGCAAAUGAAGUUCUCUCUGUCUCUCUCGCACUUGAGCUCCUCUGACUGAGCCAGACAUGCUGCAUUGGGAGUCGAUUGUUAGUUCCGAGAGAAGAUAAGUUAGGCAGUUAUAUUGUCAGUUUGUCCCUGAGCUGCAGUACUACUGUUCCCUUACGGCCCAGAUGAACACCAUGGAGAGACUAGUGGCCCUGUGCACCUGCCUGCUGCUGCUGCCGGGUGUGCUGGUCAACAUAGAGUGUCCCGACGUCAGCCUUGGCACCACCAGAGCCAGUCCUGGUAUUACCAGUUCCAACAUCACCACUGGCCUCAACAGCACCACCACUGGGCCUAUGAAUGCCAUGCCUAUGAACACCACAAAACCACAAGGACCUGACACAAACCAGACAACCACAAACAACAGCAGCACCACACCCGGCACCAUCACACGGAAUAGUACCACACCUCCCAGACCUCCGAGCAACACCACCGCUCCCCGUGACCUGACCAGUACCACCAGACAGACUCCGACCUCCACUAUUCUUACAACUCAAGGUGGUACUACUAAGACUACUAAGACUCCUCAGACCACAAAGCCAGUGCCCGUCAGCGGUGGUAGCAAAGCAGGAUAUGUUUUAUUCUUCGUCAUCAUUUUGGUUGCUGUCAUCCUCCUGAUCAUUUGUUGCCUCAAAAAGAACAAAUCAAGGAGGUACUCUGUUGACCUACGCAAUAAGCAUGAGGAUGCAGUGAUCCCCCUGAGCGCAGUGGAGGCUGACGCCGUGUUCGACGCUACUCCUGAGAAAGAGAUGGCGACCUUCACUGCCCCAGAAACAGAGCCAGCUGCCCUGGCUCCUGACCCCGCGGGGGACCCAGAGCCUGAGAAGGGGGAGACGGCCUCUGGUUCCCGGGAGCCACUGGUCUCUAAGCAGAAGCCUGAGAAGAUGGACAUGGUGGAUCUAAACGGCACAGAGGCCGCCAUCUCCACCAAAACCUCCAUGGAGUCUCUGGAGGACCAGCUGAAUGACAACAACAGCAACAACUACUGCACUAGAGCCAAUGGGGGGCCUGCUGUAGGGAUAGUUUCCAAGGGCGGCUUUUAUGAGAUCCUCCAGAGCGACCCAUUUUAGGAUACACUGUUCCAGAGUCUGCCCACAAUACCUGAGCCUGAUGAAAAGGAUGUUUCCCAGGAUUAAGAUGCAUUGCAACCAUUUCACCUGAAAUGUACUUUCUCACCCUCUCUUCACAACUCUUUAUUAUUGUUUUACUUUUUCAUGUGCAAAUUGAAUUUAUUGUGUGAAAUUAUUGUUCAUCCAUAUUUUGGAUGAAUUUCUUUGUUGUUUAGAUUUUAGAUUCUUGCUAUUCCUGUGUAAAAUAUAUUGUUACUUGUUUGAUUUCUGAAAAUGACUUUGCCCAUUCCUAUGUCAUUUUGAAAAAAUAAAUGUUUACCAUAA
Molecule: messenger RNA, 1439 nt
Organism: Clupea harengus (Atlantic herring)
Lineage: Eukaryota; Metazoa; Chordata; Actinopteri; Clupeiformes; Clupeidae
Source: RefSeq, a predicted model, not a curated record